CAUAUGGAUGCUUGUUUCCUUGUCUCAUGUAGCUUUUUCUGUGCAAAUGGCUCCCAACUCCUUCCUGUAAAAAUGCUUUAGAGGAUCAAUGGGGAAGGCAGCAAAAUGGCUUAAAAGCUUCUUGACCGGAAAGAGGGAGGAGAAGAAAAAGAAAGGUGAUAACUUAACAUCUCCAUUGCCGACAGAGGCCCAAUCAGCUCCAAUCCCAGUGCCCACACCAAAGGAGAAGAAGAGAUGGAGCUUCCGGAGACCAGCAGCAGCAGGGAAGGGUUUAAGUUCACCAGACCCAACCGUAAGUGCACCUACAAAUGUACUGCCAGAGGUUGAGAUUGAUCAGAAGAGGCAUGCAAUGGCUGUAGCAGUGGCAGCGGCUGCAGCAGCAGAUGCUGCCAUGGCUGCUGCACAGGCUGCAGCAAAUGUCAUGCGUUUAACCUCUGCUGCCACAGAUAAAAAUUCCAGUAACAUUGAGGAGGCUGCUGCAAUCAAGAUUCAGGCUGCCUUUAGAUCUUAUCUGGCAAGGAAAGCUUUAUGUGCGCUGAAAGGUCUAGUGAAACUGCAAGCAUUGGUGAGAGGCCAUCUGGUGAGGAAGCAAGCUACUGCUACUCUCCGCCGCAUGCAGGCUCUGGUGACCGCUCAAGCUCGAGCAUGUGCCCAGAGGAUCCAAAUGGUUGAAGAGUACAAAGUCAUCUCACAACAGCAGUCAAUAUACAGGAGAUCACCACAGCAUCCCAGAUCUCGGUAUUCAUAUGAGUUGGAUAGAAGUGCAGAGGAGAAUGCUAAAAUUGUGGAAAUGGAUCUGGGUGAGUCAAGGAGCACUUCAAAGAGCAGAAACAGUUAUUCUAUCACACAAACUGAAACAAAAGAUCAUAGGGCCUUUGCAUAUUAUGGCAGUGCUCGUCCACCUCUCAGGGCAGAACAAUACCAACAGUUCUCACCUGCUCCAUCAGCUAUAACUGAUAUGAGCCCAAGGGCUUACAGUGGACAUUUUGAGGAGUUCUCAUUCACCACAGCACAAAGCAGUCCCCAGUACUUAUCAGCGUUGUCUGCAUCUGAUGCAACACAAGCUUCUUUCGACUACUCCUUUUACCCAAAUUACAUGGCCAACACAGAGUCUUCAAGGGCAAAGGCACGGUCACAGAGUGCACCAAGGCAACGAACUGAUACAUAUGAAAGGCAAACAAGCAGGCGGAGGCCAUCAGUGGAAGGAAGAAACAUUCCAAGAGGUGUUAGGAUGCAACGAUCUUCUUCCCACGUGGGUUUGACAGCAAAUGGAUAUCAGUAUCCAUGGCCAAUCAAGCUUGACAGGUCCAGCAUGUCCCUCAAAGACAGUGAAUGUGGUUCAACAAGCACCGUGCUUACAAAUACCAACUAUUGCAGAUCUUUGGUAGGAUAUGAGGUUCCCAAAAAUAAGUACUGACUCUUAUCUUGACAAUCUCAACUACUGCCAUUUGGUACAUGUAACACUGGUGAAGGUAGAUGGUAAACAGAAAGUUCAUGUCAAGCUUCUUAAGGAGAAGGAAAUGUUCAGAAAUUGCCGAGUCCCAGGAAUGCUUUUCCCCCCUCUACAUGUUAGCCAUGAUUUUAAGUCUUCUAAUACCUUGUUUUAGCUUGGGCUAUUUCCACUUUCUUUUUAUAUUUCAUUCCUAUUGUAACAACUGAACAACUGCAGAUUGUUUACAGACAUAGUUUUGCGCACUUU
Elaeis guineensis (African oil palm) is the source of this 1699-nucleotide messenger RNA. RefSeq names its product protein IQ-DOMAIN 19. NCBI's taxonomy places the organism in Eukaryota, Viridiplantae, Streptophyta, Magnoliopsida, Arecales, Arecaceae. The record is from RefSeq and is a predicted model, not a curated record. Gene Ontology annotation, molecular function: protein binding.